Messenger RNA from Pteropus alecto (black flying fox), 2458 nucleotides. RefSeq names its product WNT1 inducible signaling pathway protein 3 (gene CCN6). Gene Ontology annotation, cellular component: extracellular region; extracellular matrix. The record is from RefSeq and is a predicted model, not a curated record. Gene Ontology annotation, biological process: cell adhesion; signal transduction. NCBI's taxonomy places the organism in Eukaryota, Metazoa, Chordata, Mammalia, Chiroptera, Pteropodidae. The transcript is spliced from 5 exons. Gene Ontology annotation, molecular function: heparin binding; integrin binding. The coding region runs from base 30 to 1085 and encodes 351 amino acids.
UCUCUGGGUAUGCUGCCGGCCCUGGGAACAUGCACGCACUCCUUGCCACUCUUCUCCUCGCUGCUCUGCCACGGUUCUGCUGCAGGGCACAGGGCACUGGGUCAUUAGACACACCUGAAGGAAGGCCUGGAGAAGUAUCAGAAGUGCAUCAUCGUAAGCAGUUUUGUCACUGGCCCUGUAAAUGCCCUCGGAAGCCCAGCUGCCCUCCUGGAGUGAGCUUGGUGAGGGAUGGCUGUGGAUGCUGUAAAAUCUGUGCCAAGCAACCAGGGGACAUCUGCAAUGAAGCCGACCUCUGCGACCCACACAAAGGGCUAUAUUGUGACUACUCAGCAGACAGGCCUAGGUACGAGACGGGAGUAUGUGCAUACCUUGUAGCUGUGGGAUGUGAGUUCAACAGGGUACAUUAUCAUAAUGGCCAAGUGUUUCAGCCCCAUCCCCUGUUUAGUUGCCUCUGUGUGAGUGGGGCCAUUGGAUGCACACCUCUGUUCAUACCGAAGCUGGCUGACAGUCACUGCUCUGGAGCUAAAGGUGGAAAGACGUCUGAUCAAGCCAACUGUGGCCUGGGACCGUUAGAACAGCAACUCUCAACAACCUACAAAACAAUGCCAGCUUAUAGGAACCUUCCACUUAUUUGGAAAAGAAAAUGUCUUGUGCAAGCAACAAAGUGGACUCCCUGCUCCAGAACAUGUGGGAUGGGAAUAUCUAAUAGGGUAACCAAUGAAAAUAGCAACUGUCAAAUGAGAAAGGAGAAAAGACUGUGUUAUAUUCAGCCUUGUGACAGUAAUAUAUCAAAGACAGUAAAGAUCCCCAAAGGAAAAACAUGCCAACCUACUUUCCAACUCUUCAAAGCUGAAAAAUUCGUCUUUUCUGGAUGUUCAAGCACUCAGAGUUAUAAACCGACUUUUUGUGGACUAUGCUUGGAUAAGAGAUGCUGUGUUCCUAAUAAGUCUAAAAUAAUUACCAUUCAAUUUGAUUGCCCAAAUGAAGGGUCAUUUAAAUGGAAGAUGCUGUGGAUCACAUCUUGUGUAUGUCAGAGAAACUGCAGAGAUCCAGGAGAUAUAUUUUCUGAGCUUGAGAUUCUAUAAACCAAGGACAUGGGGAAAAAUUAAGGUCAGUCGUCAUGUCAUUACAUAACAAAGUUAGAAUGGUUUUAAAAAGGUGUCAAAUCUACUUUACUGGUUAAAACAGUAAGAAUGCCCAACUAUUCUCAGAUGACUAUGUUUACGGCAUUAGGAGCUUUUCAAAAGGUUAUCCUACAAACGUACGUAAAAUUCGAAAACCUUAAAAUUGAACUUAAUAAAAUGUAACUUAUAUAAUACACACUUUAUUCCACUUAUGUUUUCCAUAUAUAAUGGAAAAACUAUACAAUUUAUAAGAAAAUAUUUUAUUCUAUAAAAUAAUCUGGCAUACUUUGAAGAUAUGCAAAAAGCAUAUUAAAAUUUUAAACCUUUAUCUGUACUUUAACAAUGUAGCCUAGGUUCCACUCAGAUGAUAAUCAUUACAGGGUGAGCAAGAUUCUACACUAAUUCUUAAAUAGCAAUAAGGUUAAACUGUAAAUAUAUUUAUAGUUUUCAUUGUCCUGUCCUCAAUAUGUUUAUUAAGAUUUCUUUGGGAAGGAGAAAAUGGAACUUCAUUGGCCACUGUUGACAUCCUUAAUCUAAAAGUUUUUAUACCAAAUACUGUAAAAAUCUAAAUAAAGAUGAAGAGCAGUAUCCUUUGAAAAGUAACAAAAAACAUAACACUAAAGAAAGCACGUAAUUGAUUAUUUUGGCUUGAAAAGAAUUUGUUUCUAAAAAUUUCUUCCUGAAAUGAUAAAUCAAUAUGGAUUUGAGAUGUAAACUGUGAUUAAAGAUGAAUAAUUGUUAAAAAUUAAAACUGGAGAUUAUGGUAAUUGAAACAUUUUCAUUAGACUAUUAUAGCCAUUUACUGCAAAGUUUGGAAGACAAUAUCAAGUUCUGUAAUGUUCUGUUCACUUGUAUAAAUGGUGACAAGCAAAAUGAUAACAAGUAGCAUUGUUUAAAAAUAUGGACAUUUAUUAUUACAAAAUCAACUGGUUUGAUAACAAAGUAUUAUACUUAAAAAUAAUUUAUCACAAAUAUGUUAAAAUAAAUGUAAAUUGCGAUUGAGUGCAAACAAGUGGUUAUCCAAUGAAGAAACAAAACCUCCUUAAUAGUUGUAAUAAAAUCUAUCCCUGAAGUUAGUGGAUAUCACACAGAAAUAUUUAUAUUGUGUUCUUCUACUCUAUGAACUUAUUUUUAAAGAAUCAGGUGAAUUUAAACAGAAUAUGAAAACAUAAAUUAUAAAUAAAUAUAAAAAUAUAUCUGUACAAGAUUUUUAUUGAAGACGUGAUUAUUACUGUAUAAAUGUCUAAAUAUGAGAUUAUAAAUAAAGUAAAAUAUUGAAGAACUCUGUUCUUUCAAUUUUAUUUAUUUAUUUAUUUAGGCGAGGCAACCCUUAG